CAACAAUCUCAAAUCAAAGCUGCCAGUUUAAGAGUAUUCGCCUGCGACCUUUAUUUUUUUUUUUCCCGUCCACCAAAUUUGAUCCGGUCGGCUUUUCUGAAUGAAGCUGCUUUUUUUGGCGUUGCGAAUAUUCACGAGUGCGCUUUUGGAAUCAGCCGGCGAGCUCGAACCUGCACAACAGAAGCGGCGUCCCAUCGUCAUGUAAAAAUGACGCCCACGGCCAGGCUCCGCAUCCUGGCGCUGGUCGUCCUGCUCAGUGCCGGCGAGGACGCGCUCCCGUCCUCCGCCCCCUCCUCCACACAGCCCGGCCCCUCCGCGCCACGGGCCCCCGAGAAAGUUGCGGAAAGCCCCGCGGAGGGAGUCCUGGAGACCCCCCCGAAACCCAUGGCCCAAGCGAUGUUCCCCAAGAACGUGACGUCAUCCGAGGCCCUGGCCCCGCCCUUGGGCGCCGCCCAGGUGGCCCCGCGCCUCAUCGACGUGUGGAUGGACGUGUGUCAGGGUUACUACGACGUGAUGGGACAAUUUGACAACUCGUUCAACUGCACCAAGGACAUGUUCAUCUACUGCUGCGGGACGUGCCACUACCGCUUCUGCUGCCCCGAUCGCAACCGGCAGCUGGACCAGGACAGCUGCAAGAACUACGACUCGCCCGCCUGGGCCAAGACCGAGUCCAACGCCUUGGUCGUCGAAGAGGAGCUGGGGCCCGACCCGGACUUCGACCCCCUGAAGCAGCAGAGCCACAACACGGGCUUUGUGAUCGGAGGCGUGGUGGUGUUCAUGGUGGCCGUGGCCGUGGGCAUCAAGGUGGUCUUCAACAAGGUGCAGCACGAGGCCAUCCAGAGGGACCUCAACAUGCCAAGAGCCUUGGUGGACAUGCUGCGUCACCAGUCCAGUCCGGUGCAGCAGGACGAGAGGAACAACAGCGUGGCUCUGACCAUGGGGGACGGCCAGGGGACGCUGGGGAGAGCUCCCAAAAACCUCUACGCCCCGGGACUGCCCAGCAAGGACAACAGAUUGGGCAACCUGCAGCACAAUUUCAUCCACACGUCAGGCUCCAGCCCCAAACACACCGCCACCAUCGAACGCACGCCUCGGAUGAACAACGCUCAGCUGGCGGCGGGGGGCACCUUGCUGUCCAGUAAGCACAACAACACCAAAUCGCAGCCUGCCUUCCACCACUCCUUACACAACCUGGCUCAGCUGCCCCCCUCCUACGAGAGCGCAACCAAGCCCGAACUCAACCGAUACUCCUCGCUCAAACGGCUCGAAAAAGGUCUGGACGAGUACUCGUCCGGUUACUGCACCACCAAGCGCCGUCCGCACACGGCUCAGCCGGCCCUUCAGUCGUCCCAGCACCACCUCCACUGGGGGGGCGACUACACCCUCAGCGGGAGGGGGACGCUUCCCAGACACGCGACCCGGCCCUGGAUUCCGCCGCCGCCGCCGUCCGGCAUGCCGGCCUCGCCCACGCCCACGCCCAACCCGUACCCCCUGGACCUGCCGGAGCCCCAGUACAACCCCAACUACGACACCCUCUCCAAACCCAGGAAGGUCAAGUCCAGCGACCAGCUGCUCAACAUGGGCGACGUCCCCGGCAACACCGGCACCCUGUCCCGUCUUUCCAAGAACCAGCAGCACCAGUACUACAAGGCCAUGGCCGCCUCCGGUAAGAACUCGAAUACGCAGACCCUCACCCGUAAGACCCAAGACCGGCAGGACAGACACGAAAGACACGAGAGACACGAAAGACCCGACCGGCUGCUCAUGUCCCCGGACCACUUGGAGGAGAGGAUGGGCGGGAUGGGGGUCGUGGAUCCGUACGCCCACUCGGGAGGGGGUGUCCCCACCCUGCCUCGCCAGCAGAAGGCCCAGUCCCAGCAGAACGUGUGCGCCACCCCCUCCCUGGACCGCCACCACAUGAUCAAGAUGAACUCUCACCCGACGUCUGGCAGAGAGCAGGAGAGGAACCCGGGCGCCACCGGCCACAUCAGCGGGGGGAUGGGCUGGGCGGGGGAGACGCCCGGGGCGGGCGUGGUCAUGGGAACGGGAACGCUAGGGGGCCACAACGCCCGCAGGAUGGCUUUCGCAAACAAACGGCAGAACACCAUCGAGCAGCUGCACUUUAUCCCGGGCGGGGGAGGCGCCGGCGGCGGGUCCGGGGGGGGCGGCGGUGGCGGUGGGGGCGGCGGCGGCGGCAGUCAAAUCAGGACGGGGAGCAAAAAUGAGGUCACGGUGUGAGGGGGGGGGCCUUGUGCCUAAUGACGAGCUCACCCCUCGCCACGGGACCGCAGCGCCCGUCUGCAUUUAAUCUCUCGAUUCACCGCUGCCAGAAAUCGAACAAGGCGACGGUCCAACACUCGCAAAAUGUUCGCUUGAAAUUUCAGGAGAUCAACUCACGUCUUUACAGGUCAGGAAUUUCAAUUCGAGCGUCCAACUGUUCAAAGUUUCACUCUUUUCUGUUUUUUUGCACUCUAACAAUAAAAUAAACAACAGGUGCCACCCUCAAUUGGGAUUGUAAUUGCCGAUAAAUAGCACAAGAUGGCAGCAAAGGACUACUUUUGCCUAAAUGAAGUUCCUCAACUCACUUUUUUUUUUUUUGCACCCAGGUGCCAUGUGAUUACUCCACAACAAUUACUUUGGAGUUUCUCGGCAACUACAUCUUAAUGAUGUUUUUUUUUGUGGUGGGACGUGCCUCCAACUCGGGUUUCCCACACCAACUCGGGCUUCUCUGUCCGAAUUGAUGAAGUCUUCUUGGGUGGGACGCAAAACGUCCUCUCAGACCAAUCGAGCGGUCCAGUUGGGAUUGCAAUUGCCUAUAAAUAGCACAAGAUGGCAGCAAAGGACUACUUUUGCCUAAAUGAAGUUCCUCAACUCACUUUUUUUUUUUUUGCACCCAGGUGCCAUGUGAUUACUCCACAACAAUUACUUUGGAGUUUCUCGGCAACUACAUCUUAAUGAUGUUUUUUUUUGUGGUGGGACGUGCCUCCAACUCGGGUUUCCCACACCAACUCGGGCUUCUCUGUCCGAAUUGAUGAAGUCUUCUUGGGUGGGACGCAAAACGUCCUCUCAGACCAAUCGAGCGGUCCAGUUGGGAUUGCAAUUGCCUAUAAAUACCACAAGAUGGCAGCAAAGGACUACUUUUGCCUAAAUGAAGUUCCUCAACUCACUUUUUUUUUUUUUUUGCACCCAGGUGCCAUGUGAUCACUCCACAACAAUUACUUUGGAGUUUCUCGGCAACUACAUCUUAAUGAUGUUGUUUUUUUUUGUGGUGGGACGUGCCUCCAACUCGGGUUUCCCACACCAACUCAGGCUGCUCUGUCCGAAUUGAUGAAGUCUUCUUGGGUGGGACGCAAAACGUCCUCUCAGACCAAUAGAGCGGUCCAGUUGGGACUGCAAUUGCCUAUAAAUACCACAAGAUGGCAGCAAAGGGCUACUUUUGCCUAAAUGAAGUUCCUCAACUCACUUUUUUUUUGUUUUUUUGCACCCAGGUGCCAUGUGAUCACUCCACAACAAUUACUUUGGAGUUUCUCGGCAACUAGAUCUUAAUGAUGUUUUUUUUGUGGUGGGACGUGCCUCCAACUCGAGUUUCCCACGCCAACUCGGGCUGCUCUGUCAAAAAUCACCUGGACCAAUGAGAAUAGCCACAAGCAUGAUCGCUUGCAGGCAAAUUUGCUCAUGCCGAGCCGUUAUUUUGCUGGAUCAAUUGUUUGAUGACGUCAGGAUGUCAAAACGUGAUC
Messenger RNA from Hippocampus zosterae (dwarf seahorse), 3737 nucleotides. RefSeq names its product protein shisa-7 (gene shisa7a). The transcript has 5 exons. Gene Ontology annotation, biological process: regulation of short-term neuronal synaptic plasticity; regulation of AMPA receptor activity. The record is from RefSeq and is a predicted model, not a curated record. NCBI's taxonomy places the organism in Eukaryota, Metazoa, Chordata, Actinopteri, Syngnathiformes, Syngnathidae. Bases 208 to 2238 code for a protein of 676 amino acids. Gene Ontology annotation, cellular component: postsynaptic membrane; AMPA glutamate receptor complex; postsynaptic density.